This is a messenger RNA of Oppiella nova, 495 nucleotides long. The record is from the annotation of a GenBank genome assembly. Lineage: Eukaryota; Metazoa; Arthropoda; Arachnida; Sarcoptiformes; Oppiidae.
AUUGGAUCAGGAGGAUUUGGCAGUGUUUUAAAAGUUCAAAAUAAAAUGGACAAUCAAGAAUAUGCGGUUAAAAUGAUUACAUUUAAAGAAAAUGGUUUAAAUGACAAACAAAAAAGGGAUAUCUUUAAGGAAGUGGAGUAUUUAAGUCGAGUUGACCCCCAAUUUGUUGCUCAGUAUUUCGAUUCGUGGAGAGAAUCGGAUAUCGUUUACAUUCAGCUCGAGAUAGACCUCAAACCCGACAAUAUAUUAAUCGCCGACAAUAUACUGAACGGACGAUUCGUAAAGUUAUGUGAUUUCGGUUUAGUUACAGAACACAACAGCAGAAUCCAUAACUUGACAGAUAAUAAGCAUUCAAUAAACGUAGGAACCACUAAAUACAGGGCGCCUGAAGUUGCUCAUGGUAAAAAGUACGAUCAUACAUCCGAUAUCUGGGGGUUGGCACUCAUUGGUGGCGAUAUAUUCAGCUUGGACGUUUUUACCGAUAUAGAAAAGUAA